Molecule: messenger RNA, 819 nt
Organism: Nematocida homosporus
Lineage: Eukaryota; Fungi; Microsporidia
Product: tRNA-specific adenosine deaminase 3
Exons: 1
Coding region: 1-819 (272 amino acids)
Molecular function (GO): catalytic activity
Source: RefSeq, a predicted model, not a curated record
AUGAUAUUUACACCGAUUAAUCGACCUCGCGAGUCCAAAAACUUAACUACUACUACCUGGCAAGCCGCCCAAAUACCCAAACAAGACGCCUCCACUAAACUUAGACGUCUUUCAGAGAUGUUUCCCACUAAGCCCAAUCAUCUAAAACGAGCCAAACCCCAAGAAAACAGUCUCCUGAUUCUACUAGCUCCUCUUGUGGAAUUUCAGCAGCACCAAACCGAACUGCUAGCUGAAAUGCAGACAUAUGGAGUUACUGAAAAUAACUUAGUGGCCGUUCAAGUCUCCUCCCAAGAACCUGAGUCUAUUGAAGAGCAACAACAAAUGGCCCGUACCUGGCCAUGCACUUUCCAUCCUAAACCUGUGGUUGAACUGGAUUUGACUACUAAAGCCCAAGUAACUAAAGUACUGGAACAAGAACACGCCCGCAUUAAAGAAGAUCAAGAUAGUUAUAAAACAAAGGAAUGCUCAAUGGUUGCUUGUAUUUUAGAAGAAACAACUGACUACCAGAGGUUUGCCAGUAAGCUAGAAUCUUGUUUUGACCAUGCUAUUCUAGCCAUGAUAAGAAGUAUAUCCGCAACCACUGAGGGAUAUUUAUGUACAGGCCGGACAGUUGUUCUGAUAAAUGAGCCAUGUAUUCUCUGUGCUAUGGCCUUGGUUCAUUCUAGAACUAAACAAGUCUUUGUUUAUGGCCACGCAUCAGCCGACUCUCCCUUUUUCCAGCACAAUCUCAAUACAAUCUCCUCGCUAAACCAUCGUUUUCCUGUUUAUCACGUAGAGGAUAGCGAGUGUAUAGAAAAGAGCCAAGAAGUGCAGCCUUAA